Messenger RNA from Chilo suppressalis (striped riceborer), 16572 nucleotides. The record is from the annotation of a GenBank genome assembly. Lineage: Eukaryota; Metazoa; Arthropoda; Insecta; Lepidoptera; Crambidae.
AAGUUUCUGUUUUUAAAAUCGGCUAACUAUUUUCAAUAACAAAAAAGAUUCUAAUAUCAAUCUACUUUGCUAUGAUAUUUUUUUACUUCAAUUGAUAAAACAUACAGUUUCUGUAAAUGAUUCGUGUUGCUUAGACUUUUUCGAUGUGUGUAAUAUUAAAAUUCAUAUUUUUUUAAAGUAUAUUUUUGAUACUUGAUAUUUUUUUUUAUCUAAGCAAAAAAAUAAACACGAACGAACGUUAUACCUAUUGGCUUGCAAAUCAUCAUUUAUUAAGUUUUUUUAAAUACAUUUGUUUUUCUUCUUUAGCCUUACGAAAUCACCCCGGGUUUUGGCUGACAAAUUAAAAUAUUUCUAGUAUAUACCUAUACAUAGCAGGGACUGUCAGUAAACCUAAACUGACAAGAAGUGGUCGACAACUAUCAAAGGGGCCUUUGCCACAUAAAGCUCUAAAAGCUGCCGAACUUCGGUAAUACCGAAAGUGAAAUGAAUUUCGGUGCAUCUCUACUAAUAAAUAUACAAACCGUAGAUAAGUAAAUAAAUAUAAAAAUUCAUAUGCGUAGCUUAAAAUCUUUCAUCCCAAAGCCCCAUAAUAAAAACAUAACGUGCAUGGGUGUGCGUGUGUGUAAGCGAACACACACAUACGCACGAACAACGCAUGUGUUACACGCAGACACGGCAGCUGCUAAACUUGAAUCAGACUGCAUGUGGUGCUCAAAUAUUCUGUACCGAUAUUAAAAAUGGCCGUUAAAUAUUUAUAGUUACUGAGAUCAAGGUAUAGAGAGCAUUUUUUCCUAUUACAUAAUAGAAUCGUAGAAUUCGAAAUUUAUAAAGUAAAACUAUAUUGCUAUAGUUUACGGUAGUAUUAAUAAAGACAUACCCUAUAUUUAAGUUUUAACAUUUAGAAUUUUGGGCUUCUUUAUGAAAGGCGUGUAGAAGCAUUUUUGCAGACCGGCAAGGUGAAGAUGGUUGGUAUGGCAGUUUAUAACUGCUGUACCAGCUAUCUUCGCGUUUGGACUUUAUCACCACUUAACAUCAGGUGGGGUCAUUUGCCACAAUAAUAUAUAGAAAUAAAUAGGAAGAUAAAAUAAUAUAUAUAACAAAUAGUAGGAAGGAUAAUAAGUGAGUAUGGAAAAAUGUACCCAUAUGUAAUUCAUGGAUAGCAAAACAUUAUGUAGACGAUUACUUGUUGAAACGCUUAAUAUUUUCGAGUGAACCGUUCAAAAACAAAGUUUUCUGUACUUUUGUAAGCUGCUUUUAUUAUAGUAAAACUAUCAACGGUUAGAUCGUAUUGUCCCCUUACCGUUGCAAAGUUGUCAGAGCUUAUUGUGAUAUUUAUUGUUUCGUUGCCUUUGUUCUAAUUCAUGUCUAGACGGACAAAUUCUCUUAUUUAAUUUCUGUUAUUUUAUGAAUCUUUUGUAUAAUUGUACUUUGAGAUAUCGUACGUUUAUUGAAAUAAAUAAAUUCAAAACGAUAUUAAAUAUGAUUGAAGGAAAACGACAUUGAAAUAAGAAUCAAGAGGGUGAUAGAAUAAGACCAAUGUUCAAGGUAGUUAAUUCAGCAGCUCUGAUUAAUAUUGCAUUAGAAUUUAGGCAAAUUUUUGCAAUAAUUAACAAAGUUACUAAACCGCGUUUAGUUAACGCCGAAAUGGUUCUGUGUUAAUACGUGGAGUGCAUACAACAAACAUGCAAUGCAGUUAUUAUGCUAUUUUAAACAUGGACGGAGUGGUUUUUAUUAAAGUAAAAUUUUAUUUAAAUUAAAACAUCUAGCAGUUGAAUGCUUAAACAAAAAUAUGAUAAGUUACUUACGUAUUGAUAUAUUGUUAAGAUUUAAUUUUAUUUUCACGUACGUAGAUGAAAUAAUUGAUUAUUCAGCAGUGAGAAAAUUGUCUUUGUAAAAAUUGGUAGGAAUUAUAAGCGUUGAGGGGUUUUUCCUCGACUGACUUUUUUCUACUUGACUGACUUUUUUCUACUUGACUGACUAGCGUCAAUGACUCAUUGCUUGGUAUAGGUACAUCUUUGAAUCCUACAAACUUGUCCUGUCCGUCGGUCAUAGAUACAAGACCUGUUAUUUCUCAUAUAUUAUCAUCACAUAAUGACGACUUUAUAGACGACGUGAGAGUACAAUGAACGGUGCUCGUUCGCCUUGAAACACCGUCAGAAUCGGUACCUACAUUAAAAAAAACUAUCCAGUCCAUUCAAUGAGAUCAUUUUAUUAUCACCGGCACACCGACACUGAAUAUUGUUUGAGUAAGUAAGCUGUUAAUAGCUUUAAAAAGGUAUGCUUUCGAAUGUUUGAGAACCACCCGUAUUUGGGCUGUAAUAUUUAGGGUUCUUUUUUGUUAGUCAUCUCAUCCGUAACGUAUGGGCGCCUUUGCCUGCUCCAACUUUUUUUCGAAAACUUGUGACCCCCAGUUAUGAUUCGACCGUUGACGGGAGCGGUUGUCCUCGCGCGCUCGAUUUGAAUUCUAGUCAUUGUGUCCAAAUUGUUUAAUAUUAAGCUCUCGUGUCGUACGUAGUCUAAAUGUGUUUCUAGGUUUAUUAGUAGCAGUUAGUGUGUGUUUUUUUUUAAUUUAAAAUUUAUUUAAUGGUAAUUGCGAAAAGAAGACUGAUUUUUUAAUGAACGCAUUUGGAUUGCUUUGGGAUGCCGGUUUUCUGAAGAUGGCCUCACGCACCCCGUCCCUUGAGUCGCUGCCCGGUGCCAACUCUAUAGGUUCGCUGGAGCGUGGCUCCUUAUCACCCCUGACCCUUAGCGGUUCGUCGCCUCCUGCGAGCGACUCCGCCGUAUGUGAUCUUCGCGAGUUCGACGGCCUCGACACCACCUGCGCGAUCUGCCGAGAGACAUUCGUUGACCCCAAAGUACUAAACUGCUUUCACACAUUCUGUCGCGCCUGCCUGGAGAGGGAGCAGACACACCCAGAUAAAGUCACCUGCGUCACUUGCCGCGUCGACAGCCAACUGCCACCGACUGGUGUCCACGGACUCCUGCCGAACCUUGUGAUAGCCGCGGCUGUCGAGCAGGAAGCUGAUCUCCUACCGUCGUCUCGUCAGACAAACUCGCCCUCGGCUCGCUGCACAGGGUGCAAAUCAAAAGAAUCUGACGCCGUAGCUCGCUGCGUCGAUUGUGCUAAUUUUCUCUGCCCGAACUGCGUCAUGGCCCACCAAUUCAUGCACUGUUUUGAAGGCCAUCGUGUACUCGCUUUCACGGAUUUGAAAGACGGGAUGGAUAAGGGUAUGCUCGGAUCCACCCUCACGACGAGUGGUGACAAAACCGCUUUCUGUCCGAGACAUAAAAAUGACAUACUGAAAUAUUUCUGCCGUACGUGCUCCGUGCCGGUAUGCAAAGAAUGCACAAUAAUCGAACACCCGGCUGCUUUGCACGAUUGCGAACAUUUAUCUGACGCCGGACCUAAACAACUAGAUCUUAUGCAACAAUCAGUAAACGAAGCCAAGACUCGAGCUACAGAAAUCAGGCAUGUAGUGAAAACUGUUGAACAUGCUGCUGGAAAACUACAAGUACAAUAUCACAAAGCUCAAAAUGAAAUUAACGAUACGUUCCAAUUCUACCGCUCUAUGUUAGAAGAGCGCAAACAAGAAUUACUAAAAGAACUUGAAAGUGUAUUCUCUACUAAACAAAUAGCCCUGACCGUAGUCGGGCAAAAAGCUCAAGAGACUGUCGAUAAAAUCUAUCAGACUUGCGACUUCAUGGAACGUCUCACCAAAUGCGCCAACAUAGCGGAGAUUUUAAUGUUCAGGAAAUUAGUAGACAAUAAAUUACAGUCGCUGAUGAGUUCUAAUCCCGAACAAAGCAUGCAAACAGCGUGCGAACUUGAAUUUGUUUCAAAUUAUCAAGCGAUACAAGUUGGCGUGCGUAACACUUUUGGAUACGUCCGUUCUAGUUCCGAAGCAAACGUCGGCCCGACUAAACAACCCCCCAUCGCUCGACCUACCAACGGUUCACUUUUGAACGGAGGCUCAUCAUCAAGCAGCAGCAGCGUCAACGGUAGUUCCGGAAGCCUUAACGGUGGUAUCCAUUUGCCUACUGGUUUGAAUGGAGUCUUAGACCGUCCUUAUACGAACGGCCUUCUGGGACCUACCAGUCAAUCGACAUCUCCAUUCGAAUCUAAUAUUAUUUCUAAGAGAUUCAACAGUGCCAACAGUCUUGGACCAUUCUCUACUGCUAUUGGAGAUAUCAAUUUAAACGGAAUCAACCCGUACGAGAAAUGGUCAAAUGGAGGAUGCGACCCUCUCUUCCCCGCUGCCACUACUGAUCCAUAUUCUCUUUCUGCUGCAACACACAACGAUUCAAUUUUAGACCUUACCAACAAAUUAAUUUCCACUGCCAUCUUCCCCCCGAAAUCACAAAUUAAACGACAAAAGAUGAUUUAUCAUUGCAAAUUCGGUGAAUUCGGAGUUAUGGAGGGCCAGUUCACAGAACCGAGCGGUGUCGCCGUUAAUGCUCAAAAUGAUAUCAUCGUUGCUGACACCAACAACCAUCGUAUUCAAAUAUUCGACAAAGAGGGUCGUUUUAAAUUCCAGUUCGGUGAAUGCGGAAAACGCGACGGUCAACUCUUAUACCCGAACAGAGUGGCUGUAGUGCGUACAUCAGGUGAUAUUAUUGUCACUGAGAGGUCGCCGACCCACCAAAUUCAGAUUUACAACCAAUAUGGGCAAUUCGUUCGCAAAUUCGGCGCAAACAUUCUCCAACAUCCGCGCGGUGUCACUGUUGACAACAAAGGUCGCAUUGUUGUCGUGGAAUGCAAAGUCAUGCGUGUAAUCAUUUUCGACCAAGUCGGUAAUGUACUGCAAAAAUUCGGCUGUUCCAAGCACCUGGAAUUCCCCAACGGAGUAGUGGUUAAUGACAAACAGGAAAUCUUCAUUAGUGACAACCGCGCGCACUGCGUUAAGGUGUUCAAUUACGAAGGCAUUUACUUACGCCAGAUCGGCGGUGAGGGAGUUACAAAUUAUCCUAUCGGCGUGGGUAUUAACGCAGCUGGCGAGAUCCUUAUCGCUGAUAACCACAACAACUUCAACCUGACGAUAUUUACUCAAGAUGGCCAAUUGGUUUCCGCGUUGGAAAGUAAGGUGAAGCACGCACAGUGCUUCGACGUAGCGCUUAUGGAUGAUGGUUCGGUGGUCCUCGCAAGCAAAGACUACCGACUCUACAUCUAUCGUUAUGUGCAAGUACCGCCCAUAGGUAUGUGAGCCACACGUCCUGAUCACAGGAGAUCGGAAUGACCGAUGAACUAUAAGAGCGCAAGUAAUAACAAGUGACUUUGAAAAGUUAUCGGUAAAUAAAUAGCCAUUGUGUCAAUUUUUGUAUAGUUCAAGUGACGUUUUCAAAAGUGAAAUGGAACUUGCUGAAUUUUUGUAAGUGCAGGUGUUACAUUAAUAUGGCUGUCUCGAUGUGAUCAAUUUUGACUAACGAUGGGAAUUCCUUAAAAUAUUUUUUGGCAUGGGAUCUCUAUAUGCAUUACUUCUAAUGAAACUGUAACGAGAUUAGUUGAUAGUAUUGACAUUGUUAUUCGAGUACCUAUUAAAAGGAUAGAGAUUAUUCCGUUGGAUCGAUUCAAACAUUGCGAACGGUGUUCUCGACCCUUAUCAUUUUUUAAUCUAUUGAAUAAUAUUUUUUCAUAUCCCACAUCGUUAAAUUAGGGAUGAAUAUUAAGGGCAUUUGUAUUAUUUAGCCCAUUUGUUGGACCAAUAUUUUAACUAUUACUUAACAAAUUGUUAGGCGUUAAGCGUGUGAUUUUAUCUUAUAAGAGAGCAUCGAGCGGUAUUGUUGUUAGUUUUAAGAUUAUUCUUCGGCACAACGGCACUUCCUGUUUUUAAUUAGCACCUAUUCUGUGUCGAUUGAAAUAUGAUUAUGAAAUUAAGUAAGAAGUUGUUACAUUAUUAUUAGGUAAGUGUUAAAUUGAUUGAGCUGAUAUGGACAAUCUUUAGUUACUACCCCUCUUAAUGUAGUUACAAAAUUUAAGGGAAAUGUGAUGUUAGGGGUUUUAUCAAUGACAAAGUUGACUGCGGCGUUCCUUGCGUUAUACAAUAGCAUCUUAACGAAUGCAACUGAAGGACGGUUGUUGAAUUUAACUGAAUUAUAUACAUCACAAUACGGCGAGUGAUCCGAAAUGUUUUAUAGAGCUCAAUUUGUUUCUAGACGUCAAGUCUACUAUCUUCUUGUACACUCCAUAACUUGAGUAUUAUAAAGCAUUUUAGAUGAAUAAUGAGUCCUAAUGUUUAAUAGAAAUGGUUGUAGUUAUUUUAAUUAUAUUGGAAGACAGUUUUUUUUUAUAAUUAUUAUUAUUUGAUUGAUGUCAUUACCGCCUAGUCACUGAGAGCCCACGGAUCUUAGUUUCCUCAUGUUAUUUUUAACGAUUAAUAAAAACUUCGUUGGUAAUAAUAUUAUUCUCUUUUAUACAAAUCUAGUAUUUGAAUGUUUGUAGUAAUUAUUUGGACACGGUAGUAACUAGUAGAGCACCUUAGGAAAUAAUCGUCUCGCUAGCAUUUUUUUUAAUGUCAGUUAAAUUACGGAUAUUUUUUUAACAAAGAGACAUACCGCCAAGUGAACUCGUUUUUACUACUUACUGGAGUAUUAUAGCUUGCUCGUAUACAAAAUAAUUAUACAAUUUGUUAUUAUGGUAAGAUUUUUUUAUUAUGGAAACGUAUUUUUUAGUAGUAGUAAUACGGUGCAUGUGUAACAUUUAAUUUUUUUUUUGUAUUUUAUGAAUAUUAUGCUAUUAUUUUUUUACUUCAUCGCCGUGUGUUUGAGUGUGUUAGCAGAAUUAUUUUAGUUCGAUUUUGAUUAGAUUUUGGGUUUUCUUAGUGAAUUAUGAUUUUAGUAUUUUUUUUUAUUACUUUGCCGAAUCUAUGACAAUGAAGAGAUCUGAGGCGGUCCUUUGCUCCAAAUCGAGGGUCAUAUUCUUAAUUUUGGAUCUGCUUAGGCUGAUAAGUUUGUUUCGAUUUGGUGAUAUUCCUAAUCUCUUAAAGUAAUGAUCCCAUUGAAGUAUUGAAGACACGUCGACUUACGAGCUUUGAGCACCGCGCGUUAUGAAUUACCUGCGUUGCAAGUGCCAUACAAUCAAGUUGUGAUUUAAUAAGUGAUAUUUAGUAUUGUUUGUAAAUAUGUACCAUACUCUGAUAUAUUGAAUCUUAUCAUAAGUCUGGUGGAUGUCUUGAAUGGUUACAUGAUUUUGUCAGUGCAGUGCUAGCCAAUGCUACCACAAAGCAUAUUACCGUGUAAUCGAUUUGAAUUGAAAUUUGAAUGCGAUCACUUGGUUAUCGUGCACUGAUUCAAAACAUUUGAGAUCAACUGUUGUUCACAUUUUUUUUUCUGUUCUUGCAUUUCACCGCGCUUGGAAAGCUUGUGGCCUAGACGUGUCUUCGAUGAAUAGUUAAAAUAGCAAUCCCACUGGAUUAAGCGAAUCACAACCGAACAACACGUCCUAGUAUCCAAAUUCAGUGAUUUAUCACCAAUGAUUUUUUAUAGGCAAUCCUGUUCCUAGUAAAUUAGAAAAUACCAAUGCUCUUGUUGGUUGUGUUUCUCCUAAUCCACUGUUGAACUGGACUUAAUUGAUUUUAAGGUUAAUGAAAUCGGCCACACCGUCUGCUUAAUCUCAGUUUUUUCUGUCGAAUCAGAUCAUUGCAUGUUCACCAAUAAAUUCCAAAUGAGUUCAGGCAUGAUUUUUUUCUAAUUAUUAUGAUGAUAUUUUAUACAUUGCCUUUUUUGUUUUUUUUUUUAUUAUUAUGUUUUCGUUAUACAACUUUAUUUAUAAAGAUUCGCCCCAAGAGACUGAGAUCACGCUAGAUAUUGUUGGAUAUAACAUUUAUUUAGUUUUUAUAAUUUUCAGGCAGUAAAUUACAAUGUUCAUUGUUGACAAAAAGGUAUCUUUUUAUAGAAUUCGUCGAAAGUGAACAUUGUAAUUGUUGUUUGUGGUUUAUUUUAUGGUAAAAACAUACGCUUUCUACUUAUUGAGAUCGUUUCAACGUAUUAUAUUAAAUUAAGUGUAGUGUAGGUCAUCAAAAUUACUAUAAUAAGAUUUGCAAGUUAUGACAACUACAAACCACGCCUGUAAUGCUGUACUCAAUUUUUUACAGUUAUCGAUUUUAACCUGAAUUAAGUUUCAUUUAUAAUGAUUAUUAUUACAAACUAAUUUCUCAUUCGUAAUAAAAUUAUUUCGUGUAUUAGCAUAAUAUUUAAGGGGAAAAAAGUAUUUUUUUCAUUACGAAAACAUUUCAUUCUUAUAAUUGCAUUUCGAAAGCUUGAGGACUGAUAAAUUGAAACAUGUUUUGUCUUUAAAUAUAUUUUGUCGAUGUUUGUUGUUAUAAUUAUUAUAUUUUUUUGAUUAUUUGUAUAAACAAUUGUUCUUUAAAUUAAUGUACAUCGUUUUGUUUUGAAUUAUUUUUGUUGUAUGAUUGCUUUUUUAUAAUAAUACCAGUUCAUUGCAGUUUUAUUGUGUGUUUUAUUUUGAUUUUCAUUUUUCUUUGCCCGCCUUGCUUUAUGUAGUUUAAUCGGACAAAAUUAUUUUAGAUGACCAUCUAAAUUAGUUUUGAUCGAUACGAAUGAGGCAUGUUUGUGUUAAUGAAUCCUUAUAUAAGCUUGAAGGCUACCAUUAUCUUUGACAAUAUAUUUAUUGAAAUGAAGUUAUCGUAGUUUUCAUAACUUUUAGAAACUCAACAUUGUUAAAUAACCAGAAACCAUUAAAAUCAACAUACAUAUUUAUUAUUGAUCAAAGAAAAACCUUUUUAAAGCAACGAAAUCCUGUCAUUUCUUUUUACAUAUUUUGAAGAGAGAAUUUGAUAGCCUUUGACGUAAGUAUCAACAUAGCUUGAGAAUGUUAUAAAUACCAAAGAAAUUUCAAUUAUUUUAAAGCACAUAUGUACAGUUUGUAAUUAUCUUUGGAACGUAGCCUACGAGAAAUAUUUCGAUAUAUUUCAUGAACCGUAGUGUACAUGUACUUUUUAUCACUCGAGAUGAUUCUUUAACACAAACGUCCUACUUGGUGGUAGGUUCAACUAGUGUGUUUUUUUUUUUGUGUGAGUGCAUCCUUUAAGAGUUUACAUCAACAGUUGGUUUUGGGGAACAAAAGUUGGCAUGAAUUACGUAAGUAUUGCUUUAGCAGUAAGUAUGUAUCGUAUUGAAGAAAGAACUGAGAGCGAAAUAUUAUUAGACAAUUAUACAUUUUGAUGAACUUUCGAAAUGAAAUAACAGAGAACUACAAUUCUCGAAAGAAGUUACCAAGAACAUACCAAAAACGCAAGAAUUUUAGCAAGACCUGAUAAGUUUUCUAACAACCGACGAUAAAAUAGCAUAAGAUAUUCGCUCUCAGUUCUCUCAUUUAAACACAUCACAGAAAAGUAGUAAAUUCAGCAAAAUAAAUAGUCUCAUUGAUAAGUAGAUGAUAAAAAUAUGGUGACUGACUAAAUUAAUUCAUAAAAUGUCGCUGCAUCAAAGAAAAACUAACUAGUUAUGAUUGAUAUUAUUAUUUUCUACGAAAUUCUAAAAAUCUAACAAUAACUUUUAAAUUAUUUAGAAAAUAUCCGGAGUAUAACUCAGUGAAUUAGGCGGUAUCUUACUUAGUCUCUAUCUCAGCCGUGAGGCACAAAAAUACAUAUUCUUAUGAAAGUAGGCUAUAAUCUUCGUGUUAAGGACUAUUUAUAAUCUAAGGUAAGUGAAGGUAAUAUCCCAACUAAGCUUUACUUUUCUACGAAAUUUUAGCUUAUAAAUACAUUCUUAGGAUUCUUUGGAUACCGUUACCCUUCCCUCAGCAGCAGCACUGCUUUAAAAGAAUACAAAAAUGCGCUAACCAAAUCCACUAUUUCCAAGUCAAUUACUAUAGGGAACAUUUUACUAAUAACUCUAGCACCUACUAGUAACGUAAGCAGACGCUAGGCUUACAAAUUGUUUAUAAUUUUAUACUCAGCAAUUUUCUUAAGACUACAAUUAAGAUUUCAAACCGUUUGUAUCAUUUCGAUCAGUUACUAUAGUAUCCUCAUCUACAAUUAUAUAAUCAACAUCGUUGCAAUAAAAAUCGUAUUCAUUACAAUCACCUCACAUAUAAUAUUAAAAAAUAUCAACUGCUGCUGUGUUUCCCUUAGAAACCUCUUAAUUAAUGUAUAAACUCUUGAAUCUUCGCCGAGAAAUUGUACGAAUGUAGUUCAAACUGUUCAUUGAUGAAAUUUCAAGCUUGCGACCAUCAUUCCCAAAUGAUAAAUCUCGAAGUUCAGUUUCAACAUCAUGUUUGUCAGGAAGUGUGUAGAAAAAUAAUGUAAAUACUAUUAGAGUAAUUAUGUUGGUAGCGUUACUAACUAUAAUAGAUUUAGGGUUUGCCGGGAUCUGCACAAGGAUGUGAAGGAGGCGAGUCGUGAAUGUAGAACGAAAGAGUGUGUAUUUUUUAUAAUGAAAUUAUGAAUCGACGAUAGGCGAACUAUUUGCAAAAUGUUAUUCUGAGUAUAUGCUGUGUUGGUACGAGGAUAGCAUAAGGAUACGGACAUUGCUAGGAAUUGUUGUUACUGAUGAAUUCGAAUGGACCGAUAUCCUAACUAGUGUGGAUUAAGAAUUCGAAUUAUGAGAUUUUACAGUACCAUAUCGAUAUCUGUAUGUCUACUUUUAACAUUGUUUGAAUUCGGUAAUUCUUGUGACAGUUAAUAAAUUCACCUGUUAAUGUAUUCAUCAAGGUAGAUUAAAAGUAUGAAUGUUAGCUUGUCAGAUGUAUGUGGUUAAACAGUUUGGUCACUUAUUAUAUUACAUAGUAGAACGUCGUUGAAUUUUGUAGGACCUACGUUGACGAUAUGUUUGCUGUAUGUAAAUAUGAUCGCUUCUACGUUUGUUCCAUUGUAACAGCUUAGAUUUAUAAAGAUUACGCCGCAGUCGCCAUAUGCGCGUAUGUUUGCUCAGGAAUUGUAUUUAUUUCCACAUCUAAUCAUAUUUUGAUAAUCAUCAUUUUUUUGACGAUCGCUUUUAUUAUAUCGUAUUUAGCGAUGAUGUUGACUCAUUGUUGAAUUUAAUUGAUUCGCUAAUAUAGUGAAUUGCACAGAACGUUGCUAUUUCACUUAAUUUUUGAUGUAUUUUUUCUUGAACGAGAUGUAUUCGAUAAUUUUGAAUUUAAAUGACUGAAGUUGAGUUUGAAAACGAAUGGGAUAUAAUUCGUAGAUGAACUGAGAUCGUGAGAGCCGGAACGUUUGUUGUGUCUUCAGAUGUAUCAGUGUAAGCGACUUUUGUAAGAUCGUCAUCUACUAUGAACACUCAGGUUCCGGUGUCUUCGCGUAUUCUCAAAAAUGUGAUUGUUGUAAAUUUAGGUGAAAGUAACAAAGCACAUAUGAGCACAAACCAUCCAUCCUCGAAGAAUACUACGCUGAAUGUUUGAAUUUAACUCACGUUUGAAUUUAUGAUACAUUUUAUUGUAAAAAAAUAUUAUAUUUUACUAUCGCUUAAGUUAGUUGAAACGUUUGCAAAUAAUAGUAUUUAUUUUCUCAAUGAACGAUAUUUUUUUUAAUGGCGAAGUUUUGGAGUUCUUAAGGUGUUUUGUAUGAUAUUAAAUAAAAUAUAAUUAAUAAUGACCUUAGGUAAUAUUAUAUUUGUAAUGUUUAUGAUUCUAUGCGUUCAUUAAUUCUUCACUGUGCCGUUAGAGCUCGAUGUUGACUUUUGUCAUAUUAAUUUAUUACUUCACGUUUCGAAUAGGAAGCUGUUGUUUAAGAUCCUUUGUAACACUUAUGAAAUAACCUUCUACCUUAUCGGUACAUUAAGCGAAAUUAAAGAAAGAGAUGCAGCAUCUUUGAACGCAGCCUCGACUCCACAUUAAUUUCAUAACGUGUGUUAGGUAAUUUAUUGUAUUAUAAGGUGUGUGAUUUAAGUUAUGAAUACAGUGGUUUUUACACGCAGAAAGAUUCCAAAUAAUGUUGCAUAGAACAAUGACGGUAUAGCUAAUGACAUAUCAUGUAAGGCUUAUAAUUAUUAAAUGAUUGCUGAAGGCGAGAGUUAAAGGGAGCGUAUGGUUAGUGAUGUUUAUACGAUGGAUGGAACCGAUGUGUACUAUUUGGUCUAGCUGACAAUAUUUUGACAAUUGACAUUUGGAGUAUUCUCAUGUUGAACAAAUAAAAGAUUUAAUAGAAAAUUGUUUCGAACUUAGAAACGUUACAUAUCGUCCACUUAGUGGUUACAUUUAUUGAAAUAGUCAAAAUUAAUAGACCAAUAUAAUUCAGUUUGUGAAGUUUUUCAAUAUGCGUUGGAUUGUGUGUUGGGUAGGUACGGGAAAGCGAAAAUUUGGAAUCUUUCUAAAUGAAGCUAGUCGCCAAAGAAAUUGCUUUUAGAUAAUUAAAUGUUAUAAUAAUAUGUGUAUGCACGUAAGUUAUUACCUAAUUAGUUAUACGAUGCUUAAAUUGUCCACACAGAAAACGAUUUUACACACUAAAUGCCAUCCUGCCAGAUAUAAGAAAAACACAAUGCUUAUGAUGAACUAAAUUAAAUUAUAUAUACUACAUAGCAUACGGAGUAGUGUGUAUUUUUAGAUAUCGCAUUGUCUAUGUUAGAUUAGUGUAUAAGGCACAUCUUGAGCUUUGAACAGUGUGAAUCUGUCACCAAUAUUUUUUACAUACGAUAGUAGUUUUAACUGUAAAACAUUUUCAAGCCGUGCUUUCUUUGGGAGUAGUUUAGAGUAGUAGGUAUAAGAUCAUUGCUCCACGAUCACAGUCACGUGAUGCUUGCGCACGCGCCGCUCCCUUGUACCGACGUGCAAGCCUGCUUCCGAUCGUACGCAGCUGGUAGUAGAAAUUGCAAAAGCAUCGUUGGCACACUGUGGAAACUGCUUUGACACUCUAUGUAAGGCCCGUAUAGGUUUUAAAGGCACUUAAAAAGUAAAUGUAAUAUUCAGUAAUCUUACUGUAUAAUCUACUGAAACACCAUUUUGCGCCGUGGCCUUAAAUUUGAAGGAAUGUGUAAAUCAUUUCUAUUAAAGUGAAAAUAAAUGAAAUCAUUUGAAUUUUGUACAGAUUUAAGGAUUCCUCGUGUGUCUCACACGUUCAAUAUGAAUCAUAAUUAUUCUAUACUGUUUUUAAAUGUAAGUGCUAAUGAAUAUCUCACUAUUGUAUCGUAACCCGUAACUAGAAUAGCUGUUGCAGUAGAAUUCUGUGUAGGUAUCGCUUUAUAAUAAGAUCUAAAUUAAUGAUAAAAUUGUUGAUUUCAAUAUUUCGAUUCGUGCAUAUCCCCAUUUUAACACGUUUGAUAAUUGUUACCUACUCAUUAGUUACUUCGAGACUGUUCAAAAUGUACUCUAUCGAGUUUUUCUCUAAGGGAAAGGGCUGUUUUAGCAGAUAUUUUUGAUACAUUGAGAAUCGAAGGGAAACGAUGAUAGAUGGUGUGAUGAGGGGUGGUUCCUGACAAGCCGGAGAGUGUUCCGAUGUUGUGAGGUCUCACGGUCUUCGGACCGGAGUGGUGGCAGUAAACGGGCUUGGCACUCGUGCUGCGGUCUUCUCGCCCACAGAUCGUCAUGUCGUGGCGUCGCUUCCCAUUUAUACUUCGUAAGCGUGGAUAAUACAAUUAAUGUUACUGUAACGAAAAAAAAAACAAUGUUGUUCUUAUAUGAAAUGCGAUGAUUUUCGCUGAUAACUUGUUGUUUUUCAUAUAUUCAUAAUAUUUCCUUUAUUUUUUGUACUCUUUAGUAUUAAGAUUAAUAUUAAAAUGAAAAACCUAUUCAAUGUUGAUUACUCUAAAACCAAUAAUAAAGUAUGCGUAAGGAUGGUGUAAAUUAGUUUCCCCGAGAGCCUUACUAGUGGAAAAGCCUUUUCCUUAGACGGUUGAAGUUUCCCCCUUUCCAUUUCAAUUUAAUAUACGAUUAUAUGUGGGUAUUGAUGAUGAAGCAAGGAAAGAAUAAAUACAUAAGAACAACAAUUAUGUUAUACUCUAUCUCGUGCAAACGGAUCUUUAAUACCUCCAAUUCUGUUGAAAAUUAUUACUAAUACAAUUGCUACCACAAAUGUCAAAAGUUCAAGCAUUAAAGAUCCAUUUGACGGUAGAUUGGCAAUUGUUAAAUCGUCUCCUAUACUUACUCUACCUACCUUUAUAUCUCCUAAUAUAGUUUUUAAACUUCCAUUCUCUAACUAAGUUUUGCAGUAAUAAUCCUCACAGCAGAUUCAAAAGUUCUGGCCUAGCAAUGAUUUAAUGUAAAUGAAUAAGGGUUCAUCAUUUCUUAGGUAUGACUCAAUAUUAAGACUGAUCACAGAAAAACAAAAAAAAAAUCAAAAAAAAACUGGAUAACUGUUUCUUAUUUUAGGUAGCCUGUAAUCAGUUCGCUUGUAAGAUGUGAAUUAUCGAACCGAUUUGUAGGGAUAAUGUUUAAAAGUAAUUUUAUGAUAGCCAAAACAGAGAGACGGAUAUGUCGAUUCGAUAAUUCCUAUCCAAUAUUUAUGUCAUUAAUGGUCAUCUCCUGUCGAUAAUUUUCUAUGUCUACUAUCUUUAGAGACGAUUAUAUAACGAAAUCGAUUAAGGAUUGGUGAAAUCAUGGUAAUGUUGACUUGAAUGAUGUUGACGUUACUGUUGAAAUUGACGGAGAAAAAUGAAAAAAAGAAGAAUACUAUUUGUUGCCAAAGUGUUGUUAGGGAUAAACAUGUAGUUAUAAAAAUCGGUUGUCACAUGCAUAAUUAAGUUGUUCUUGGGUGGUUUGAAAUUAAGGAGAGAAGUUGAAAAAUAUUUCCAAUGAUAUAUUUUUUCAUAAUGAUCUUGAAUGCUAAUCGAUAUUUAAGGUUUAUAUCUGUGUAGGACUUUAACUUAAAUGUGUGGUAAAAAAAAUAUCGUUGUCACAAUUCAGCAUGUAAUUCAUCUUCCUCCACCUGCGAUGGUCCGAGUCGGGAACCUAGAAAUGUGCGUAAAUCUUUCAGAACACGAAGUACCUACGUUAGGAAUUGUGGCAAAUGAUUUAGGUUUAGUGUUCAUGUUACAUUAUAUUGUAUUCGACAGCUCUAACGAUCUAUGAACCAAGCUGCUACACCUGUCUCAAUUAUCAGUGCCCAUUCAUUAAAAUCAACCCACUUUGUUUCAAUUUCUACUCUUUUGUUAUUUGCUGGUCUACCUUAAUGUAAAUCAAAUCGUAUCAAUUAUACACAUUGUCAUAACACUUGUGGGUGUAUACAGUCACUCUUUUGACAUCAAUAUUAUUAUAUCUUUUCACUUGUUAGACCCUAAUUUAUUUUGUAUUUAUGUCUACGUAAUUUAUUGUGUUUACGAAGCUAGUUAGUGAAGUUUCAAUUACGUUAGCCUCUAAGUUUCUUUGUAGUUAUAUGGGUUAUGUUAAAGGCUACUUUUUUUCGUCAUUUUAAUAUAAGGGAGUUCUUAUGAUUUUGUUCUCCUCUGAGCUUUCUGAGACCAUAUCUCUUUUCUAGUCAGAAUGUUCGACACUUUUAAUGUGUCAUUAUUUCUCUUAGUUUCGUAGAUGUAACUUUAGUACAAUUUGUCUUGAAUUUUCCUUUUUUGGAAAUUUUCUUCUUGUAUGAAGUACUUAAUCUGUAAAUGAAAAUAAGUAGAGCCCCUGUUAGUUGAUUGAUGGUUGUCGACGUAAUUGUAUUGACUGGUACCUAUUGUUUUAUUUAAAAAUAUAUUAUAUGAAAAUCAUGAGUCAUGCCAACUUACUUGUGACAUAUUUGUGUUAAUUUAUUAAACAAUCGUAACGAGUCCAAUAAUCUUGAUAUACUUCCAUUAUAUGUAAUUUAGGUUGUUCAGUUUUUGUUUGAAAUUAAUUUGAUGUCAUCAUCUUCAUCUCGACCUAAUUUUAAUUAAAUGAUGUAUCAAGAAGUUGGCAGGACUCUUUCUAUUUUGCAGUUAAUGAAAAUUUUGAUGUUACUCUCAUUAUUUUAUAUAUUUCGUGAUAUAAACGUAUUGCGGAAUAUGUGACCGUUUUACGGAAAACUACAAAGAAUGUUAACAUGAUUGCUCCUUACAGUAUUUAAGGCGCGAGACACAAAGAAAAGACGUAAGACGCAGACGGGGCGUGGCCAUUGUCAGUUUCAUGCAAUAUGGAGAAGCAUCGUGUCUGCUCCUGUCUUUUCUAUAUGUUUUGCAACGCGACGCUUCUGUACGUUAUGUAUGAAAUGGACGCGAAAGAGACAUACUCGUACGUCCGCGCCUCGUCUGCGUCUUGCGACUUUUCUGUCUGUCCCGGACCUCAGACAUUUCAGUUAAGUUUUACGUAUGUGUGAUGUGAAUUUGUGUUAUCAUUUUGGUUUUUGCUUGCAUUUAAUUCUGUGACGUGGUUUUAUACGUACUUAUUGUGUUUCGUCAAACUGGAAUUGAUGUUUUAUUUUUUCAUUUUUGAAGUGAUUUUCGUAAUUUUUUUCUUACAUUCCACAAGUCGAUGGUUCGAAGAGAUUUGUUAUUGGAUUCGAUUUGUUUGAUGAUUUGUGUGGGUUGGAUGACACCAAUAACGAUUCUCAAUACGUUGGUCUGUAUUCACGUAUCGGUCGAGCAUCGAUAUGCAUACCUACUUGUUAUUCAGGACUUACUUAAGUUAGCUUGUAAGAAUUGAUAAAUAUCUGAUGAUAAAUUUACUUGUAUGUUGUAUUAAAAUGAUGAACACGAAAUAAAGAAACUGGUUUG